Messenger RNA from Astyanax mexicanus (Mexican tetra), 554 nucleotides. RefSeq names its product retinol binding protein 2b, cellular (gene rbp2b). Lineage: Eukaryota; Metazoa; Chordata; Actinopteri; Characiformes; Acestrorhamphidae. The coding region runs from base 52 to 459 and encodes 135 amino acids. The transcript has 4 exons. Gene Ontology annotation, cellular component: cytosol; nucleus. Gene Ontology annotation, biological process: fatty acid transport. Gene Ontology annotation, molecular function: fatty acid binding. The record is from RefSeq and is a predicted model, not a curated record.
CCUCCUCUCCUGACACAGUGCUUCAGCCCAAAGUCCAUCACUGAGAGCACCAUGCCUGUAGACCUCAAUGGGAGAUGGGUGCUGGAGACGAACCAGAACUUUGACGACUUUAUGAAAGUUCUGGGCAUUGAUUUCGCCACGCGCAAGAUCGCCCUCCUCCUGUCUCAAACCAAGGUCAUUAUCCAGGAUGGAGACAAGUUCACGAUUAAGACCCUCAGCACCUUCAGGAAUUACGAGAUGAGCUUCACUAUCGGCGAGGAGGUCGAGGAGUACACUAAAGGACUUGACAACAGGGUGGUGAAGACUCUGAUCACCUGGGAGGGCGAGGAAUUGGUGUGUAUACAAAAGGGUGAGAAGGCCAACCGUGGAUGGAAGCACUGGCUAGAGGGAGAUAAACUGCACUUGGAGCUGUACUGUGAAGAUGUUGUUUGUCAUCAAGUGUUCAAGAAACAGGGUUAGUGUUCACUCUCUGUGCUCACUAAAAAAAUGAUAAAUGUAAAAUAACUGUAUUGGCAAUUUAUAUCAAUAAAGAAACCACAAAAUAAAAACACAAA